AUGCCUGUUAUCACCGGCGGUCCCGGCGUGCCCAAGGCCGCACCCUUCCUCUCGCCCGCUAUCCUCCACAGCGAUUCCAACACGCUCUACCUCUCUGGCCAGUGCGGCGUGGACCUCGAGGGCAACUUCAUCGAGGGCAGCGUGGCGGACAGGACGAAGCAGACGAUGCGAAACAUCGCGGCGGUGCUGAAGGCGGCUGGGAUGGGUCUCGAGGACAUCGUCUCAACCACCAUCUACCUUUCCGCUUACACGAAGGACUUCGAGACGAUGAACAAGGCCUACGUAGAGUCCUUCCCGCCAGGAAUGGCUUUGCCAGCGCGAACUUGUAUUGGUGUCGCUGCGCUGCCGAAGGGAACGGACGUCACCUGUAUUGCUGUCAAGAAGCAGAAGUCGAAGCUCUGA
Messenger RNA from Rhodotorula toruloides NP11, 402 nucleotides. Its product is annotated as endoribonuclease L-PSP. The coding region runs from base 1 to 402 and encodes 133 amino acids. NCBI's taxonomy places the organism in Eukaryota, Fungi, Basidiomycota, Microbotryomycetes, Sporidiobolales, Sporidiobolaceae. Gene Ontology annotation, molecular function: deaminase activity. Gene Ontology annotation, cellular component: cytosol; mitochondrion. The transcript is spliced from 4 exons. The record is from RefSeq and is a predicted model, not a curated record.